GGCUGGGAGCUCAGGGGGUGACGAGAUCGGGCGCGGGGAGGGUGGAGGAGACCCCUAGCCUGCCUUGGUCGCAGCGUUCCUCGGGCGUUACUGCGCGUGACAGCCCCCAACUCGACCUGAGGAGCGGGUCUCUGCACCCGGGGCGCCCUCACCUGGGGACUGGCCUCUCACCUGGGAUUGGUCUCUAACCGGGACGACCGGGACUGCGGUCGGGUCCCUGCCAAGCUGCACGCCCUGCACAGCUGCUUCUGGUGUGCGUGUCGAUGCUUCCUGUUUCUUUUUUCCUCACGACAGUGGGAAGAGUGGAGAGUGUCAUGUGUUCCAGGGUGCAACUGGGUGAUCUCAUGGAUUCUCAGCAGCUCUAUGUCAGGGGUCCCUGAGGCCAUCUUUAGGACUGGAUGACUGCUGACAGGCAGUGUCAAGGGCACACAUUCAGGUUUCACAGGAUUCCUGCUUACCUCCCCCAGAUCUCAGAAAUGUGACCUCAGGCACGUGAAGUCUAAAGCCCCACAUGGCUGGAAGGAAGUCGCCCAGCAGGCAGCCACUGCUGCUGCUGGGGCUGCUGGUCAUGGUCGCUGCUGUCCACCUCCUCACCUGUCCCUACACCAAGGUGGAGGAGAGCUUCAACCUGCAGGCCACGCACGAUCUGCUGUACCACCGCCUGGAUAUGGACAAGUACGACCACCAUGAAUUUCCCGGUGUUGUCCCCAGGACGUUCCUUGGGCCUCUAUUGAUGGCGGCCGUCUCCAGCCCCCUGGUCUAUGUGCUUUCACUGUUGGAAGUGUCCAGGUUUUAUUCUCAGCUCAUAGUCCGAGGAGUCCUUGGGCUCAGCGUGAUUUCAGGGCUCUGGACAUUACAAAAAGAAGUGAGACGACAGUUUGGGGCCACAGUAGCUGCCAUGUUCUGCUGGGUGACGGCCACACAGUUCCACUUGAUGUUUUACUGCUCACGGACGCUCCCCAACGUGCUGGCCCUGGCUGUGGUCCUGCCGGCGCUCACAGCCUGGCUGCAGCACCAGUGGACCCGCUUCAUCUGGCUCUCGGCCUUCGCGACCGUGGUCUUCAGGGCUGAGCUGAGCCUGCUGCUGGGUCUCCUGCUGCUGCUGACGCUGUACCACAGAAGGAUUUCUAUGGCUAGACUCCUGCAGCACGCCCUCCCUGCGGGGGCCUUCUGUCUGGGACUGACGGUUGCUGUGGACUCCUAUUUCUGGCGCCACCUUGUGUGGCCAGAAGGAAAGGUCCUCUGGUACAACACUGUCCUGAACAAAAGUUCCAGCUGGGGUACCUCACCGCUGCUGUGGUACUUCUACUCCGCCCUGCCCCGGGGCCUGGGCUGCAGCCUUCUCUUUGUGCCCCUGGGCUUGACGGACAGGAGGAUGCGGGUGCUGGCUCUGCCGGUGCUGGGCUUCGUGGCGUCCUACUCCCUGCUUCCGCACAAGGAGCUGCGCUUCAUCAUCUACGCCUUCCCAGUGCUCAACGUGGUGGCUGCCAGAGGCUGUGCCUACCUCCAGCGUGUUCUCCUUGCUGAACGCAGUCAUUCCUUCUUCAGGCUGAAUAACUAUAGAAAGUCUCGGCUCUACAAGGCAGGGGCCCUGCUUGUGGUGGGACAUCUGGUGCUGAAUGCCGCCUAUGCUGCCGUGUGCCUGCGCGUGUCCCACUUCAACUACCCUGGUGGCACGGCCAUGCGGCGGCUGCACGAGCUGGUGCCUCCCUGGACAGAUGUCUUCCUGCACAUUGACACCGCUGCUGCCCAGACGGGUGUGUCACGGUUCCUGCAAGUCAACAGCGCCUGGAGGUACGACAAGAGGGAAGACCUGCAGCCGGGCGCGGCAGACAUGCUGACUUACACGCACGUCCUCAUGGAGGCAGCCCCUGGACACCUGGCCCUCUACAGGGACACACACCGCAUCCUGGCCAGCAUUGUAGGCACCAGCGGCGUGAGUCUGAACCUGACCAGACUGCCUCCCUUUGAUGUCAACCUGCAGACCAGGCUGGUACUUCUGGAGAGACUUGUCCAGCCGUCCUAGGGGCGGGGACAGCAUGCCCCUGACACUGCCCCAGAGCAGGACUGGGCCCUGUCCACCACUACUUCUGGGCACGUGGCUUGAGGGACAAGGGCCUAGCUGGACACCCUCGGAGCCACUGCCACAGGCACUGGUUGCGCCCAGGGCCCUUUCUCGUCAUCUGGGCUCCACUCAUAACUGAGAGGGCACAGGAGCCAGGCUGGGACUGUCCCACGCAGCGGGCUGGAUGGGCCUCACUGAGCACUGCCCCUGGCCACGAGUGCUGCACACGCCCGCAAAGCCACGUGAGCCAGGCCUCAGCACCUGCCAGUCCACCACGGCACAGGUACAUCAUGUGCAUUUCAGAUGAGAUUUCAGGAGAGAAACAUGUUGGAAAAGGAAGGAGAAUAAACGUUUAAAUGUUUUUAUGCAGC
This is a messenger RNA of Sciurus carolinensis (gray squirrel), 2436 nucleotides long. RefSeq names its product ALG12 alpha-1,6-mannosyltransferase (gene Alg12). Lineage: Eukaryota; Metazoa; Chordata; Mammalia; Rodentia; Sciuridae. The transcript has 12 exons. The record is from RefSeq and is a predicted model, not a curated record. Gene Ontology annotation, biological process: protein N-linked glycosylation. Gene Ontology annotation, cellular component: endoplasmic reticulum membrane. Bases 512 to 2026 code for a protein of 504 amino acids. Gene Ontology annotation, molecular function: alpha-1,6-mannosyltransferase activity.